Messenger RNA from Nerophis lumbriciformis (worm pipefish), 2976 nucleotides. It is a transcript of the gene atosb, whose product is annotated as atos homolog b. NCBI's taxonomy places the organism in Eukaryota, Metazoa, Chordata, Actinopteri, Syngnathiformes, Syngnathidae. The record is from RefSeq and is a predicted model, not a curated record.
AACUAUCAGGCGGACGGCGGAACAAGGGAAAACAGCUGCGAGCACUAAAGAAGACCAACGCACAAGACGGGACGCGCGUGUACAACGUCCCGAGAAAGAAAACCACCCUGAAGACACGUACGGCGGUUAUUUUGUGGUGUUUCCAGUCGAUGUGUUUGGCCCUGUCGGGCUGUCGAACCUACCUGGGAUCGACAGAACAGAAAACGGAUAUUUUUCCUCCCAAAGUGCUCCUAUUUCGGGCACACCCGUUGGCUUCCUGGAUACUACAGUGGAUGCUAGUUCCUGAGAAGACCUGUGUGAUUCCCACUGUGGGCGGACGCAGGCAGAGGAAAGACUGCCAGCACGGGAGGGGACAAGGCGACCUGACCCCGGCGGACGCCUCGGCCAGGCCGGACCAAACCGAGGGAGAAGUUUCGGUGUCGAGGGGAUUGUGGGUGUGAUGACCCUGUCAUGAUGACGCCGUUAUUCUGCAAGCCCCGCCCAGGCGACGAGGGCGGGUGUUUGUCGCUGGCAGCCAAUCACAGAUGGAGUCCCACUAGAGUCACCUGUGGUCCCUCUACAGAAGAACCUUUUACCAGGAGCCUGCCACAGCACUGACCAGGCACACUGCCCCUUUUUUGUGGACACCAUUUCCAGAUGUUGUGUGUCCACGAGGGCCCGAUUAGACAAGUACAGGCACUAAGGUGCUUGGCCACUCAUCGUCUUGCUUGAGGCCGCAUGGCAGCCCCACACCAGGAACUUUAGGUCUUCACACCCGUCUACGCCCUUUGGCGUCGAACACGCAGUACUCUGGUCCUCCAGCAGAGCAAACAUGCGGCACAUUCACGUGGAGCUGUCCCACAAGAAGGCUCCACCGGAGCUCCCGGCCCACGAAGGCGAUCUGCCUCCCCCCACGGCCCCCGCGCAGGGACCGGACCUGGGUGUUCGACCGGGGGCCGCCAGGCACUUUGACCAGGAGGACUUGCGCCAUCAAAAGGUCUACCAGCUCUCCAUUUUCUCCCAGCUGGGCGGGUUUUCGACAACCACGGACGCCCACGGCGAUGCUCAACAGAGGCCUGUUCGCUUGGGUGUAAAACGAGGGCUGGAGGAGCCCCAGUUGACUCACAAGCGCCCCCUUGUGGCAGACUGUUCCGACAUAGAAGUAUUCCAGGGGGGAGUGUUGUGUGGGCCAGCGGUGGGGGUGGGCUUAGUCAAGGGCUCUGGUGGGUCUGGUUCUCUGUAUUCUUGCACACAAAUGGAGCACAGAGACUCUGAGGAGGGGGCACUGCCCAGAUCUCCUCCCCUCUCCCCAAACCACAACCCCUCCCGGCGUCCAGCUCAGCACAAUCACGACAGGCCCGUCCCCCUCUCGCCAAAAUCCCCUCCAAUGUGUGACCCUCACGGGCACCACUGUGACCAGGCGUAUUCUCUCGGAAGCUCGGUCAAAGCCGACGCCCCCAACGGGGGCCGCACACCCACCUACUCGCUCGGGAGCCCCGGAAGUGAGAGUUGUAGCAAUGGCACGACCGGAGGACAGCCCAGCCCGCAUUUAUACGACAUGGCCACCUACGAGACCCCAAGUCCUGCCAGCCCCACGAGCCCGCCAGGGCCCUUUUCCCCCCCGCACCACACGGAACUGCAAGAACCGGGAGAGGCCACGGAGUGGGACGUCGGACUGGAAUCCUCUCCCCCGGAGCGGAGCGCGACCCAAGCUGCCUCCUCCUCCCGCCACGGACUGUCUUCCUGGGAGAAGACUCCCAGCAACAGCGGCCACCGGCUAUCCUCUGCGGGCCCCUGGCCGGCCAAGAAGAGGUUACUGUCCCCCAGCGAAGCCGUGGAGUCCUGCUCAGAGGACGAGGGACCUUCCACUUCCAAGAGGAGCAGGUUGUCACUGCUGGCCCCCGGACUGGGACCGGCUUCGUGUCGCAGCACAGAUGCCAAAGCUGCGCCGUACUGGAACCAUCUUCUUCCUUCGGCGAGGGACCGCCCUAAGUGUGCCACAGACUGCACCAGGUCAGGGAGGCGACUAAAGAGUGCCGCACGUCUAAAAAGGCAGCUGCGCAGCGGCAGACAUGCUGAGUGCAGGACCUCGGCCCACUCCAGAUGGCCCUCCUCUUCCAUCAGCAGGUCACUUCUAGGCAACUUUGAGGAGUCGAUGCUGAAGGGCCGCUUCUCACCAUCGGGCUGCAUCGAGGGCUUCACAGCGGAGAUCGGGGCCAGUGGCUCCUACUGCCCGCAGCACGUCACUUUACCCGUACAGGUUACAUACUACGACAUGUCCGAGCACAGCGCGCCCUCACCCUUCCUGGGUGUGAUCUCCCUGGAGCAUCUUGGCAAGAAAGGCUACAACAUACCCAAAGCAGGGACCAUUCAAGUGACCUUAUUCAACCCCAACAAAACUGUGGUGAAGAUGUUCCUGGUGACGUACAACCUGGACGACAUGCCCACCAAUCACAUGACCUUCCUGCGCCAUCGCAUCUUCCUGAUGCCCGUGGAGGAGGGGAAGGAGGAGGAGGAGAAGAAGCACGGGCUGCUAGAGAGCAGGAAGAUCCUCUGCUACCUGAUACAUCUCAGAUUCCACAGCUCCAAAUCUGGGAAGAUCUACUUGCACAACGACAUCCGGCUGCUAUUCUCCCGCAAACCCGUGGAAGUGGACACGGGGAUCCCUUACGAGCUGAAGUCCUUCACCGAGGUGCCAAGUAACCCCAAGUACUCCCCGCGUGUGUGACAAGCCACGCCCCCCAAAGAGCUCCCUGAACACCUUGUGCUUCCUGGAAGAGGAGGGACCGCCACAAAGACUUGAUGAGGAGACGCCAAACGCCUACGAAGACACUUUGGUGUGUAUAAAGGAACACACACGUUCUUGUAGUUCUUACCUUCUUGGGACCUCCUAAAAAUGCCUCCCUCUUUAGAACCACCCUUUGUAGAUAUAUACAGAUUUAUAUUUACAACAUUAAUAAUAUAUACAUACUAUGCAAAUAUAAAAAAGAUAAGCAU